UCGGGAAAAUGUCCGCUCCUUCAGUCGGAACUUUUAUUUGCUUUUUCGACGGUUUUUAUUAAUGGUGCCAAUUAAAUUAGUGAUUCUAUAGUCAAAGUGACAUCAAAAACCAUUUGUUGAAAAGAAAGCAUUUAACAAAUCUUCUAGAAACAGCACAUAAUCCCUUAGAUCCGACGAGGGAGUGGCAAGUGGAGCGGAAGCGGGUGGUGGUGAACGCAUUCUAUUUAGGUUUUGUUGUUGAAUGUCCUACUGGCGUUGGUUGUGGCUGUCCCUCAAAAUGAUCUACCAGCUGCUGUGCUGCUCGGUGAGCCUGAUCCUCUUCUGCUUCAACGUUUUCUGGUUACUUUGCAACCUGGCCAUUCCGUGGUGUACACUGACCCUUCUUGUCGUUUGUAUUGCCUCCAAGUUCGUCAAGCUCCAGCGAAGUCCUAACGAGAAGCGACUUCUAAACCUUUUAAGUGGUCCAGAGGAAUGGCCCACUUACUGGCCCAUAGCCAACCGGGCAGCCGGUUUUGAUGCGCCUGAAAACUCGAAGGCAGCUAUCAAGAAGUGCCUCGCACGUGGAUAUCGGAACUUGCUUCUGGAUGCCGGCCUCACGGCCUGCGGCGAAAUAGUCGUGGCCAACCCCACAAAAAUAAAUGUGGCCCAACAGACACUGGUGGAGUUGGAAAAGCUAAACAUCGCGGAGCAGCAUCCCAUGGGGUCUCAGUACGAGGCGGAAUCGGUGGCUUCCCUUCGGCAAUUAUCCGACUUCCUAGAAGCAGAGGCCGCUGAGACCACAGUGUUUCUACGACUGCACGAUAACAGCGCCAAGAUGAUUGACCAGCUGGAAAAGUUUAUUACCUCCGAUGAAACUUUUACCCAGCGGACAGUUGUCAUUAGUCGCUCACCACUGGCCAUUUACCAGCUUCGAAAGCUAAAGCCUGAAAUUGUUUGCGGACUAUGGCAUGAGACGUACUUGUCACUGGCCAUCCUUAAAUCUUCUACACUUAUUACCUCAAUCUAUGGCGCUAUCUUUCGAAACAUAAUUGCUCCCGUGAUCGGAAUAAGCGUGGUCUUUCUUAGUAAAGAUGAAAUCAAUAUUCACAUUGCCGAUCUUUGGCGCAACGUUGGUGUCCGUCCAAUAGUCUAUAUGGUGAACUCGCCCAACGAGAAACGCUACUUCCAAAAGACCAUGAAGAUUCAGUAUCUAACGGAUUCGCUGAGGUCAGAGCCGCACGUCCUUAUGAAGGCUUAAAAUGAUUUUAAGGAUUUGAACAAACGAAAACGACUUAGAUCGACGCACACACUUGCACAAACUGCAUUUAGCUGGCAGAGCUUAGUCUUUACGAAGAACUUAUGUACGCAAGUGUUUUUGUAGAAGCUUUAGAAAGUAUUAUCCCAAGUUUACAAACACCAGUGAGAUUUAAGAUAUAAUUUAAUUAAGUUGUGUGUUUUACCUAAGUUUAGCUGAAGCUUUUUAUUGAUUUAAUUGACGUCCUGAUUUAUUUAUUUUGUUAUUUAUUUGUUUUCCAAUUACUGCUUUAUUUUUACGAAAAUGUUCUCAAAGUUUGUAAAGGCUUACACGAUGUACAAUAUUUCUAUUGAUUUACUCAACACAAUCGAACGCCUUAUAUGGCGUAUGAUUUUUGGAUGUGCUAUAUAUACAUACACCCAGCUUUUCUAUGAUUCCCUUGUUACCCAAAUUCCGAAAGUAAUCAAUCAAAAACCUAAGCAUUAGAUAUAUGUGUAUACCAAAAAUCAGAAUUAAUAAAAACUACAUUUUAUUACGAUGAUAAUAAAAAAAUAAAGAUAAAUGCAACGAUUGAUUUAAAUUCA
Messenger RNA from Drosophila eugracilis, 1818 nucleotides. Its product is annotated as glycerophosphodiester phosphodiesterase 1. Bases 242 to 1237 code for a protein of 331 amino acids. The record is from RefSeq and is a predicted model, not a curated record. Gene Ontology annotation, molecular function: phosphoric diester hydrolase activity. Lineage: Eukaryota; Metazoa; Arthropoda; Insecta; Diptera; Drosophilidae. Gene Ontology annotation, biological process: lipid metabolic process. The transcript is spliced from 6 exons.